This is a messenger RNA of Bombus pyrosoma, 1229 nucleotides long. Its product is annotated as cytochrome P450 9e2-like. Lineage: Eukaryota; Metazoa; Arthropoda; Insecta; Hymenoptera; Apidae. The transcript has a single exon. The coding region runs from base 724 to 1101 and encodes 125 amino acids. The record is from RefSeq and is a predicted model, not a curated record. Gene Ontology annotation, molecular function: iron ion binding; monooxygenase activity; oxidoreductase activity, acting on paired donors, with incorporation or reduction of molecular oxygen.
GACAGUUAUUUGCUGCUGAGAGUGCCAUGGAGAUUCUAUCGACCUCAUCAGCGUUUACUCUAUUAGCGAUCACUUUGAUCACGAUAACCUUAUUCAAGUUCUUUGCAACGAUAUAUCGAUAACAAACUUAUUGGAGAAAGAACAACGUGCCUCAUAUUAGAUCCAUCCCAAUACCUGGUCCAGUUUUUGGUCCGUGGAAAAUUAUUCAUCAAGUAUAGUGACAUCAUUUAUAAUUACUAUCUCAAUGCAAGAUACAUUGGAGCGAUAGAUUUUACCUCGCCAAAUCUAUUAAUUCGUGAUCCGAAAUUGAUUCGAGAAAUAACUGUGAAGAGCUUCGAGCAUUUUACACAUCAUAAAACGUAUUGUAUAUCGACGAGCACAUGGAGCCUCUAUUUUCGAAGAACAUUUUUUUCGCUACGAGGUCAACGUUAGAAAGAAAUGAGGAAUAUCCUCUCUCCUUUCUUUACUGCUAGCAAAAUGAGAUUCAUGUUCGACUCGAUAUCAAAGUGCUUGCAACAAUUUGUCGAUUAUUUGUACGAUCAUCCAAAAUAUACUUCAUCGAUAGAUGCGAAAGACGCUUUUACUAAGUUUACUAACGACGUGAUUGCAUCAGUUUUCUUCGGAGUCAGUGUGAAUUCAAUGGAAGAUAGAAACAACGAGUUUUCCGUCAAGGGGAAAGAUGUUUUCGCCAGUUUCACCUGAAGUAUUGUUAAGAUGUUGUAAAUGCAUUUCUGUCUACGAAUAUUCAAUAUAUUAGGGAUCACGAUUAUUCCAGUUACUACCUCAAAUCUUUUUCGCAAAGUUAUAUUCAAGAAUUUGGAAGAACGCGAAGAACGAGGUAUCGUCAGACCGGAUAUGCUACAUUUGUUAAUGCAGGCCAGGGACAAGGAUAAGAUGGCUAUUUAUCACAUGGAUAUUGACGAUAUCGUAUCACAAGCAUUUAUUUUCUUCUUGGCUCGCAUUGAUUCAUCUUCAAAUUUUAUGUGUUACUUUUUACAAGAGUUAUCCCUAAAUUCUGAUAUACAAAAAAAAUUACGUAAUGAGAUAGAUCGUUAUUUGGAUUUUGGAAUAUAUGAAGGCGGUAAUGUCGGAGACCCUUAGAAAGUAUCCGAUGCUAAUUAUCAUGGAUAGGCAAUGCACGCGAAAAUUCGAAUUUUCUCCAACGGAUGUGAUGCUAUCAUUUUAUAUCUUGGUGAUACCAUUUGGUUGUCUGUGUACGCGUGACAUCA